Messenger RNA from Lacerta agilis (Sand lizard), 1833 nucleotides. It is a transcript of the gene INTS15, whose product is annotated as chromosome 13 C7orf26 homolog. The record is from RefSeq and is a predicted model, not a curated record. The transcript is spliced from 6 exons. NCBI's taxonomy places the organism in Eukaryota, Metazoa, Chordata, Lepidosauria, Squamata, Lacertidae. The coding region runs from base 1 to 1353 and encodes 450 amino acids.
AUGAGUGACAUCCGCCACUCGCUGCUCCGCCGGGAUGCCCUGAGCGCCGCCAAGGAAGUGCUCUACCACUUGGACAUCUACUUCAGCAGCCAGCUGCAGAACGUGCCGCUCCCCAUUGUAGACAAAGGCCCCAUCGAGCUUCUGGAGGAGUUCAUCUUCCAGGUUCCCAAGGAGCGCAACACCCCACCUAAAAGGCUGAACUCACUGCAAGAGCUUCAGUUACUAGAGAUCAUGUGCAAUUAUUUCCAGGAGCAAAGCAAGGACUCUGUCCGGCAGAUCCUUUUCUCCUCCCUUUUCAGCCCUCAAGGGAACAAGACGGAUGACAGCAGAAUGGCCUUGCUGGGGAAACUCGUCUCGAUGGCGGUAGCUGUGUGCAGAGUGCCUGUCCUGGAAUGUGCAGCUUCAUGGCUGCAGCGGACGCCAGCAAUCUACUGCGUGCGGCUGGCCCAAGCCUUGGUUGAUGACUACUGCAGUCUAGUGCCAGGCUCCGUCCAGACCCUGAAGCAGAUCUUCAGUGCCAGCCCUCGCUUCUGCUGCCAGUUCAUUACAUCGGUCACCAUGCUGUACGACAUGUCGUCAGAUGACCUCAUCCCGCCUCCGGACCUGCUGGAAAUGGUCGUGUCUUGGAUCUUCGAGGACCCCCGCUUGAUCCUCAUCACCUUCCUAAACACGCCAAUCGCGGCCAGCCUGCCCAUUGGGUUCUUGGAGCUCACGCCGCUCAGCGGCCUGAUCCGCUGGUGCGUGAAAGCUCCGCUGGCUUACAAACGGAGGAAGCCCCCUGUCUCCAACGGCCACCCGGGAGGAAAACUUGCCAAGGACCCGGCUGCCGUCUUGGACAAGGGCUGCCAGCCCUUGUACUCCAAGCUGCACCUCAGCGUCCUCCAGGUCCUGAUAAUGCUGCAGGGGCACCUGACGGAGAAGAACCUGUACGGGCGCUUGGGGCUGGUGCCCUUCGACCACGUGGUGGCUCUCGUGGAGGAAAUGAGCAGGCUCUCCGAUGAACUCAACCCCCUCAACGCCACCAAGGAGACCGAGCUGGCUCUCGACCGGCUGGCCCAGGCCUUGCAAGUGGCCAUGGCGUCUGGAGCGCUGCUGUGCACAAGAGAGGACCUGAGGACGGUGUGCGCCAGACUGCCACACAACAACCUGCUCCAGCUGGUGAUCUCGGGUCCAGUCCAGCAGCCCACCCACGCUGCUUUGCCCCCUGGGUUUUACCCCCCCAUCCACACACCCCCUCUGGGGUAUCCCACCCAUGCAGCCCACCCAGCAAUGCCAGCUCACCCAGCUCUCCCAGCUCACCCCGUACAGACAUUCAUUCCAGGCAUGGCGUUUCCUUAUCGGCCGAUCCGCUAAAGAAACUGGACUUCUCCUCUCUUCAGGGAAAGAGUGUUUUCCACCCAUUACAGAGAGAACCAACCAUUACUUUUUGCUGGGGGUGGGCUGUGCAAUUCCUCCUCCAGGAGAGACCUUGAAGGCCCUGGGCGUUAAGAUGCACAGGGGGCUGCUAGGUUGUUUGUUUGUUUGUUUGUUUUUUAAGAAACAAUCUUGUAUGAAUGAGGAGGAGACACUAAUCUGACUGGAACGAAUGGGACCUUUCUUUUUUACUGUCAACCCAGUAUGACGGUUUUACGCAGGAGGGUAAAUGUCAUGAUUUGGUAUUCCACUCAGAACAUUUGUUUGCAACUCCUUCCUCCCACCCCCCAUUAGGUGAAGAAGUUUGACUGGUUCUUAUGCAAGAGAGCCUGGAGAGAACAGCCCCGCUGUGUUUUGUAAGCUGUUUUCUUGGGGUCCUUUUUAUGUGAAUAUGUAUGAUUUCAGUGCAAGUACAUUUUU